This is a messenger RNA of Fibroporia radiculosa, 873 nucleotides long. RefSeq lists its product as uncharacterized. The transcript is spliced from 7 exons. The record is from RefSeq and is a predicted model, not a curated record. Lineage: Eukaryota; Fungi; Basidiomycota; Agaricomycetes; Polyporales; Fibroporiaceae. The coding region runs from base 1 to 873 and encodes 290 amino acids.
AUGGUACUCGAACUUGAGGCGCUUUGUGGCCACAGAGCGCCUAGCCACCAACGAACUGUGCUUGUACACCGUAACGGAUCCAGUACAAUCACAAAGCUGUGGACAUCCCAGUCUCAUCCCACUGCCCCUAGUAUCGUCAUCGCAGCUCAAAUCGUCUAUCAUCAGAAAAUGGUUCUGUUCUUCGCAUCAACUGGUGAGCUGUCUCGCAUCGCCAGCAGGACUGUGGUCGCUCAGCACCAGGCAGCUGCCAAUCCCCCAGUGACCCUGUACAUGGGGAAAGACAAGCCCUGGUCGACAGAUGAAGACCUGAUCAAGUAUGCCUGGCCACAAGACGUCUGGUUUCACGUCGACAAGCUCUCCUCCGCACACGUCUAUCUCAGGAUGCCCGAAUCGAUGUCGUGGGAGAGCAUCCCCGAGCCGCUCCUCGCCGACUGUGCUCAGCUCGUAAAGGCGAACUCAAUCGAAGGAAACAAGAAGGACAAUCUGACCAUCAUCUACACUCCCGCGGACAACCUCAAGAAAACCGGAGACAUGGCCGUGGGCCAGGUGUCGUUCCACAGUGAUAAGCGAGUCAGGCGCGUUCAUGUGGCAAAACGUGAGAACCCGGUAGUCAACCGUCUGAACAAGACAAAGGUGGAACGGCAGGUCGACCACGAGCAGGAGCGUAUCGACCGAAUCAAGCAAGAAAACGCGGUGCGCAGAGCCGCGGCGGCGCAGAAGAAAAAGGCAGAUGCGGAACUAGCGCGUACUCGGGAGGCGGAGAAGGCGGCACGGUCGUAUGACACGCUAUUUUCUCAGCAAGAGGAUGACGACGACAACGAGGCAGGCCAGGCGUACAACUCGGUCCGCGAAAUGGAGGAUGACUUCAUGUGA